This is a messenger RNA of Gavia stellata (red-throated loon), 3363 nucleotides long. It is a transcript of the gene MYT1, whose product is annotated as myelin transcription factor 1. Gene Ontology annotation, biological process: regulation of transcription by RNA polymerase II. The record is from RefSeq and is a predicted model, not a curated record. The coding region runs from base 1 to 3363 and encodes 1120 amino acids. Gene Ontology annotation, molecular function: RNA polymerase II cis-regulatory region sequence-specific DNA binding; zinc ion binding; DNA-binding transcription factor activity, RNA polymerase II-specific. The transcript is spliced from 21 exons. NCBI's taxonomy places the organism in Eukaryota, Metazoa, Chordata, Aves, Gaviiformes, Gaviidae. Gene Ontology annotation, cellular component: nucleus.
AUGAGUUUAGAAAAUGACGAUAAGAGAGCACGCACGCGAUCGAAAAGGCGACGUGCUCCGAUAGAGAGCACAGGGUGUCACCUCAGCUGUCCAACCCCAGGCUGUAACGGCUCAGGACACAUCCGUGGAAAGUAUGCAAGGCACAGAAGUUUACAAAGCUGCCCUCUAGCAAAGAAGAGGAAACUUCAGGAUGCGGAGGCCGAACAUCUGGUGUCGAAGAGAAAAUCCCAUCCGCUCAAGCUGGCCUUGGAUGAAGGCUACAACGUCGACAGCGACGGCAGCGAGGAGGCUGAGGCAAAGGAGGAGUCCGGCUCUGACGAGUCGGAGGGGACGCUGGAGGAGGACGAGGCGGAGGCGGUGGAGCAGGAGGAGACCCGCAGCCCCGAGCCAGCAGAAGGUAGAAGCCCAGCAAAAUCAGCCCAUUAUGGACAAAACACGGCAACAAGUACGUCUGGGCCCAGCAAGGCCAACUAUAGCAGCUAUCAAGAAAUAAUCGCCAACUCUCUCCUAAACCUAGGCCAAAUAGCGGAGGAAACCCUCGCCAUCGAAGGGCAGCUGCCUGAAGCUGAGCUGCAGGGCUCCAAGCCGCCAUCCAAUGUUGUGCACCUGGUCCACGAGGAUACGGGAGAGGAGGUGGUGGAGGAGGAGGAGUGCGACAAGGAGAUCAUCAUCCAGACGGAGGAUGCGGAGGAGGUCAUCGAGGUCACCAGCGAACGCAGCAGCGAGGCGUGUCCGGAGCACCGGGACGAUGCGAACUGCGAGGAGUCCUGCAAACUGCAAAAGGCUGAAGCAGAAGAAGAGGAUGACGAGGAUGAUGAGGAGGAUGAAGAUGAGGAAGAGGAGGAGGAGGAGGAGGAAGAAGAGGAGGAGGAAGAAGAGGAAGAAGAGGAGGAGGAUGAAGAGGAGGAGGAGAUGGCUCCUGAAGUGAUCUGCGAAGAAGCUCCUCACACUUCUCAGGACACCCAGAAAAGCCACUGUGAAGGGCAGUUCAGCCCGAAGCCCGAGUACUCGGUCAUUGUGGAGGUCCGGUCGGAUGACGACAAAGAUGACGAUGCCCGCUCCCAGAAAUCGGCGGUGACCGACGAGUCAGAGAUGUACGACAUGAUGACAAGGGGGAACCUGGGGCUGCUGGAACAAGCCAUCGCGCUGAAGGCUGAGCAGGUGAAAAUUGUGCGGGAGCCCAGCCGGCUGCCGGGAGAGCAUGUAAAGCACUUCCAGGUGGACGAGAAACAGAGCAAACCGCUGGACAGCAUUCGAAAGAGCUAUUACGGCAAAGAUCCCUCAAGACCCGAGAAGCGAGAAAUCAAAUGUCCGACUCCUGGCUGCGAUGGGACCGGCCACGUCACGGGACUCUACCCUCACCAUCGCAGCCUCUCUGGUUGUCCGCACAAAGACAGGAUCCCUCCUGAGAUCUUGGCGAUGCACGAGAACGUGUUGAAAUGCCCCACGCCAGGCUGCACAGGACAGGGUCACGUCAACAGCAACCGCAACACGCACAGGAGUUUAUCUGGGUGCCCCAUUGCUGCUGCUGAAAAAUUAGCCAAAUCGCAUGAAAAGCAACAAACCCAGUCUGGUGAUCCUUCAAAGACCAGCUCCAAUUCUGACCGGAUACUCAGGCCUAUGUGCUUUGUGAAGCAACUGGAGAUCCCUCAGUACGGAAGCUACCGGCCCAACAUGGUCCCAGCAACCCCACGGGCCAACCUGGCCAAGGAGCUGGAGAAGUACUCCAAGGUCACCUUCGAUUAUGCAAGUUUUGAUGCUCAGGUUUUUGGCAAACGCAUGCUUGCCCCAAAGAUUCAGACUAGCGAAACCUCACCUAAAGCCUUUAAAUGCUUCGACUACUCCCACGACGCCGAGGCUGCGCACAUGGCUGCCACUGCCAUCCUCAACCUCUCCACCCGCUGCUGGGAAAUGCCGGAGAAUCUCAGCACGAAGCAACAAGAGGCCCCCGGCAAGUCCAUGGACAUUGAGGUGGACGAAAAUGGGACUCUGGACUUGAGUAUGAACAAGCACCGCAAACGGGAGAGCACCUUUCCCAGCAGCAGCAGCUGCAGCAGUAGUCCCAGCAUGAAGUCCCCAGAUGUGUCCCAGCGCCAAAACAGCACCAGUGCCACGAGCAGCACCAUGACCUCCCCCCAGUCCAGCCAGACCUCCCGCCAGGAUGAAUGGGAUGGGCCCAUUGACUACACUAAACCAAACCGUCAGCGGGAAGAGGAGCCAGAAGAGUCAGAGCCUGCCGCCCACUCCUUUGCCUCCUCGGAAGCUGAUGAGCAAGAAGUGUCGGAGGAAAACUUUGAAGAGCGAAAAUACCCAGGGGAAGUUACUUUAACCAACUUCAAGCUUAAAUUCCUCUCUAAGGACAUCAAGAAAGAGCUGCUCACUUGCCCAACCCCAGGCUGUGACGGCAGCGGACACAUAACGGGAAACUAUGCCUCUCACCGCAGCCUUUCUGGUUGUCCUCUUGCUGACAAGAGCCUCAGAAACCUCAUGGCUGCCCACUCUGCUGACCUCAAGUGCCCUACUCCUGGUUGUGAUGGCUCUGGUCACAUAACAGGAAAUUAUGCAUCGCAUAGAAGUCUGUCAGGCUGCCCUCGUGCCAAGAAAAGUGGGAUCAAGAUCACCCCGACAAAGGAUGAUAAAGAAGAUCCAGAGCUGAUGAAGUGUCCGGUUCCUGGCUGCGUUGGGCUUGGACACAUCAGCGGCAAAUACGCCUCUCACCGGAGCGCAUCAGGGUGCCCUCUCGCAGCCCGCAGGCAGAAGGAAGGAUCGCUCAACGGCUCCUCGUUUUCCUGGAAGUCGUUGAAGAACGAAGGCCCAACCUGCCCUACCCCGGGCUGCGAUGGCUCUGGCCACGCCAACGGGAGCUUCCUCACUCACAGAAGUUUGUCAGGGUGUCCAAGGGCUACUUUUGCUGGGAAGAAAGGAAAACUCUCAGGGGAUGAAAUUCUCAACACAAAGUUCAAGACCAGCGAUGUUCUGGAAAACGAUGAAGAGAUCAAGCAGCUGAACAAGGAGAUCAGUGAGCUGAACGAGUCCAACUCGGAGAUGGAAGCAGCCAUGGUGAAACUGCAGUCGCAGAUCUCCACCAUGGAGAAGAACCUGAAGAACAUUGAGGAGGAAAACAAAAUCAUAGAGGAGCAAAACGAAGCCCUGUUCCUGGAGCUCUCAGGGUUGAGCCAGGCUCUAAUCCAAAGUCUUGCCAAUAUCCGCCUUCCGCACAUGGAGCCAAUUAGUGAGCAGAACUUCGAUGCGUACGUGAACACGCUGACCGACAUGUACACCAACCAGGAGUGUUACCAGAACCCAGAGAACAAGGACCUGCUGGAGAGCAUCAAGCAAGCCGUCAAGGGCAUCCAGGUUUAG